Zea mays is the source of this 6323-nucleotide messenger RNA. Its product is annotated as DNA-directed RNA polymerase subunit beta''-like. Gene Ontology annotation, molecular function: DNA-directed RNA polymerase activity; DNA binding. Bases 3120 to 4796 code for a protein of 558 amino acids. The record is from RefSeq and is a predicted model, not a curated record. Gene Ontology annotation, biological process: DNA-templated transcription. The transcript has a single exon. NCBI's taxonomy places the organism in Eukaryota, Viridiplantae, Streptophyta, Magnoliopsida, Poales, Poaceae.
UUUGCUCUUCUGGUUCCAGAUUCGACCCCUGUAUUUAGAGUUUUGCUCUUAGGAGUCUUAUUUUGCUUUGAUUCAAGCGAUAGCGGACAAAUGUGUUUGUAAUCGAUCUGAAACUGUCAAUUAUGCUGAACUUCAGUUUACUCAUUUUGUCUUCCCUUCUGCUAAGUGAACAAAUCUGUAUUUUCUGUUCAAAUUGGACUCUGUCUGACGCUUGCUUAAUAUAUAGUCUCAAAUUUCCUGGCGAGAACUUCAUGAGGAAAGCCACAGCAGGUGUUGAGUGAAACAGGAGAACUAACAAGGUUGAUAACUGACAAGGGCAAGCAGCAUGUGGCACAUAUGAGUUAGUAGCUUAGUAUACCUGCCACUGAAGAGGGUUUGGGCACACCAGUACUUCCCCACACCCAAAUCCAGGUCAUCAUUGUGCAUACCUUGUUACCCUCCGCAAACUCCUCCAUACACAUUUGCCCAAACCCACCGGAUAACGAUCAAGCAAUAAUGGGGAGGUGCUUGGAGUUGGAGUUCCCUACACUAGUGGGUAUACCCAUUUCUAAUGGUUAAAUAGUUUUCUACCCAUACCAAUGGACCUCACUAUCACCGACCGAAAUCAAAUUCACUCACAAUUCAAAAACCACAGCACCAAUCAAACUAGUUUCUGGAAGCUUAUAGAGGAUAUGGGUACAACUGUGAAGUAUCUAGGAGAAGAAGACUGAAAAGGUAACUUGAGUCUGCAGGCUCGCCUCAAGCAAAGCUCGCCGUCGGGUUCAGGGUCUGGUCGCUCAAUGACCUGGUGCUGUUGCUGCUCCUUGGUAUAUAUAGUAUCUGCAGCUCCUUGGGUUGGCAGGCACAGGCUCAGUAAGUCAGCCAACGCUGUGCUUUGUCCAUGUCCCCAUCCGGUACACACUACAACUCCUGGUCCUCAUCGAUGUGGGCGAUGUGGAUGGGGAUCGAUGAAGGCGAACAAUACUCUUCUUUAUAGGUGUACAUUUGGGCCGGACCUGAUGGGCUGGCCCGAAGCAUGAAAAAAGUACGGCCCAAGCACGGCACGACCCGUAUUUUAGUGUCGGGCCGGGUUUGGGCCAAGGUCGCGGCCCACGGGCGGGCACGAGCAUGGCCCGUUUAAGGCAGGCACGAAAUUGCCCAUAUAGAGGCACGAAAAGGCCCAUAUAUCAUUAAAACCACACUUCAAUCCACACUUUCAUGUACUUGAUAAAAAAACACAAAGCUAGAGAUGAUGCUUUUUUGCAACUUUGAAUUAGAGUAUGUGAUGUAUUUACUUUUGUUAUGAACAUUAGACAAUGAACUGAAUUUACGAACUCUGUAUGGAUUUGAUUAUACUCUUUUUCCUUAUAACAAAAGGAUUUUUUAACAAGGUAGUCAUUGCAUAGCUCUAGUAACUUAAUAGAAAUAUUAAGUUUUCUUUUGGACUUUUGGUCAAAUUUAAUUGUCUUAUCUUUUUUUUAAUUUGUUUUGAAAUUUGGGCUCUGACGUGAUUUUCGGUCCAGAAAUUCUUCUUACUUCAAUUAAAUUAUUUCAUUUCUUAGUCGGAACCUUAGGUGGUUCUCGGAAGAAGAUAGCGAAAAAAAUUAUCCCUAAAGUCGAAACUAAAAGGAACGUAUAAACCAAUGCUUCCAUAGAUUCGAUCCUGGUUUAUUUACAAUUAUAACUUCCACACCUAUUCACUUAUCAUUUGGGAUCAUUUCCCAUAUAAAAAAAGAAAAAGAGUCAAAGAAAGGACAGGAGAUGUUCCUCAUGUCAAAUCAAACAAAAAAUGGAGGUGAAAGAUACCAUAGCAAUGUGGUAUCAGGCUGCCUGUCUCCUUGUAGUUGGAUCUCCAACUUUUUGGAAUGUUCCAAAUUCCACUUGAGCAUCCAAGUCUGGAUCAAUACCAGCAAAAACAUCUCGGAACAAGGUUCGAGCGCCAUGCCAAAUGUGUCCGAAAAAGAAGAGCAAAGCAAAGGUAGCAUGACCAAAAGUGAACCAACCCCUUGGACUGCUGCGAAAAACACCAUCUGAUUUCAAAGUAGCUCGAUCUAAUUCAAAAAUUUCCCCUAAUUGAGCACGCCGCGCAUAUUUUUUUACAGUAGCAGGAUCAGAAUAACUUACUCCAUUAAGUUCGCCACCAUAGAACUCCACCGUUACGCCUACUUGUUCAACACUAUAUUUGGAUUCUGCUCUUCUAAAAGGAACGUCCUCUCUCACAAUUCCCUCUUCAUCUACCAAAACGACCGGAAAUGUUUCAAAAAAAGUAGGCAUACGACGUACAAAAAGCUCGCGUCCUUCUUUAUCUCUAAAGACGGGAUGUCCUAACCAUCCAACAGCUAUGCCAUCCCCAUUGUCGCGCUAUCUUCUUACGAAAUUUUGUUAGGGCAUCUAUAACAGCCUCUGGUUUAGGCGGGCAACCCGGCAGGUAGACGUCCACAGGAAUUAACUUAUCAACUCCUCGAACAGUACUAUAGGAAUCUGUACUGAACAUGCCCCCUGUAAUAGUACAGGCUCCCAUAGCAAUGACGUAUUUCGGUUCAGGCAUUUGCUCAUAUAAUCGCACUAAAGAUGGAGCCAUUUUCAUUGUUACCGUACCAGCUGUUAAAAUUAGGUCCGCUUGUCUAGGACUUGAUCUUGGUACCAAUCCAUAACGAUCAAAGUCGAAUCGUGAGCCUAUUAAUGAAGCAAAUUCAAUGAAACAACAACUGGUACCAUAUAGAAGGGGCCAUAAACUUGAGAGUCUUGACCAAUUUGAAAGAUCGUUUGGUGUAGUUGAAAUAACGGAAUUGGAACUUGUUUGGUCGAGUAACGGAAACUCAAUCAAACUCAUAAUUGUCUCAAUGGAAUCUUUUCCUUCUUUUUUUUUCUGAAUAUUCAGUUAAGACCAUUCCAAGGCUCCUUUUCGCCAUGCAUAAACUAAACCAACAACUAGGAUAAGCACAAAAAUGAAAGCUUCGAUAAAAACGGAUACACCCAAUACGUCGAAACUCAUUGCCCAAGGGUAGAGAAAGACUGUUUCCACAUCAAAAACAAAUAGAAUAAAAAAAAGGAAAAAUUGGGUUUAUGUUCAACGGAAAAAAUUUCUCAAAAGCAAGGAAAAGUAUUUUGUUUCGGUUCGACCUGCAGUCGCAUAUGAAAUGGACGAAGGGAUAAAUUUAGCAACACUUUUCCCGCAGGAUCUCCUGCAAGAAGAGGAUAAUCUCCAACUUCGACUUGUCAAUUUUAUUUCUCAUGAAAAUAGCAAGUUAACUCAAAGAAUUUAUCACACGAAUAGUCAAUUCGUUCGAACUUGCUUAGUAGUGAAUUGGGAACAAGAAGAAAAAGAGGGAGCUCGUGCUUCUCUUGUUGAGGUAAGAACAAAUGAUCUAAUUCGCGAUUUCCUAAGAAUUGAGUUAGUCAAGUCUACUAUUUUGUAUACACGAAGAAGGUAUGAUAGGACAAGUGUAGGAUUGAUUCCCAAUAAUAGGUUAGAUCGCAACAAUACCAAUUCCUUUUAUUCCAAGGCGAAGAUUCAAUCACUUAGCCAACAUCAAGAAGUUAUUGGCACCUUGUUGAAUCGAAAUAAAGAAUAUCCAUCUUUGAUGAUUUUGUUGGCAUCCAACUGUUCUCGAAUUGGUUUAUUCAAGAAUUCUAAAUAUCCCAAUGCGGUAAAAGAAUCGAAUCCUAGAAUUCCUAUUCGAGAUAUUUUUGGGCUCUUAGGCGUUAUUGUACCUAGUAUAUCGAAUUUUUCUUCAUCUUACUAUUUAUUAACGCAUAAUCAGAUCUUGUUAAAAAAAUACUUGUUCCUUGACAAUUUGAAACAAACCUUACAAGUACUUCAAGGACUUAAAUACUCUUUAAUAGACGAAAAUAAAAGGAUUUCGAAUUUUGACAGUAACAUCAUGUUGGAGCCAUUCCAUUUGAAUUGGCACUUUCUCCAUCAUGACUCAUGGGAAGAGACAUUGGCAAUAAUUCACCUUGGACAAUUUAUUUGUGAAAAUUUAUGUCUAUUUAAAUUACACAUAAAAAAAUCUGGUCAAAUUUUCAUUGUUAAUAUGGACUCCUUUGUUCUAAGAGCAGCUAAGCCUUAUUUGGCCACUAUAGGAGCAACUGUUCAUGGUCAUUAUGGAAAAAUCCUUUACAAAGGAGAUAGGUUAGUUACGUUUAUAUAUGAAAAAUCGAGAUCCAGUGAUAUAACGCAAGGUCUUCCAAAAGUAGAACAAAUCUUCGAAGCGCGUUCAAUUGAUUCACUAUCGCCGAAUCUCGAAAGGAGAAUUGAGGAUUGGAAUGAACGUAUACCAAGAAUUCUUGGGGUUCCCUGGGGAUUCUUGAUUGGAGCUGAGCUAACCAUAGCCCAAAGUCGUAUCUCUUUGGUUAAUAAGAUCCAAAAGGUUUAUCGAUCCCAAGGGGUACAGAUCCAUAAUAGACAUAUAGAGAUUAUUAUACGCCAAGUAACAUCAAAAGUAAGGGUUUCCGAAGAUGGAAUGUCUAAUGUUUUUUUACCUGGGGAAUUAAUAGGACUAUUGCGAGCGGAACGAGCAGGGCGGGCUUUAGAUGAAUCGAUCUAUUAUCGGGCAAUCUUAUUGGGAAUAACAAGGGCUUCCCUGAAUACCCAAAGUUUCAUAUCUGAAGCAAGUUUUCAAGAAACUGCUCGAGUUUUAGCAAAAGCUGCCCUACGAGGUCGUAUUGAUUGGUUGAAAGGUCUGAAAGAAAACGUAGUUCUGGGGGGGAUUAUACCUGUUGGUACCGGAUUCCAAAAAUUUGUGCAUCGUUCCCCACAAGACAAGAACCUUUAUUUAGAAAUUCAAAAAAAAAUCUAUUCGCGUCGGAAAUGAGAGAUAUUUUGUUUCUCCAUACAGAAUUAGUUUCUUCUGAUUCUGACGUAACAAACAAUUUCUAUGAAACAUCAGAGACCCCGUUUACCCCUAUUUAUACGAUUUAAGUAUACAUAAAGCAAUUUUUUUUACUUUAAUUUAAACUAUACUUUUGACCUUAGAAUGCUAACAGGUCUGAUUUUCGAUUUUGUACUUAAAUUUAAAUUGUGUUUCGGCUUUUUAUAAUUUUGGGUCACCCGAAAUGAGCCCGUCACGUUUAAGCAAUUACGUGCCAGACCGUGGGUCGAGGGCUAGGCCCAUGGGCCGGCCCGAAUUAAAUACGGCUCGGCCCGAAAUUCAAACGGGCCAGGUCAGGCGGCCCGAAUGUACACCUAUACUCCUAUUUCUCAGUGGGGUUGUGCCACUGAGCAUUCAUUUCGCGCAGCUUCUCUAGGAUCACGGCCAUCAACUCCUUCGUCGUCAUCAACUUAUUAGUGGGGCUCCCUAGAUCGGAAUUGGAUCUGGUACCAAUUGUCGCUGACCCAAUUGCUUAACUCAACCACACAAGGAACAAUUUGGUUUACUGGAAUAUACUAGGAGGUUGUGGAUGCAUAGAUCAAAGGAAGCAGAAAGGGAUAGGAACUCUAGCCUAAGCUAGCCUCGAGCAAUCACUUGCCUCGACUUGAGCUCGCGCUUGCCGCUGGUUCUGGUCCUCGGCACCCUUCCAUUGCUACAACUCCAGUAUUUGUACGAUGCAUCUCGUGGCUAGCCGUAGUGGGCUGAAAUAGGAUCAGUCCAGCCCACAUGCCCUUCGUUUGGCCCAAUCUACAAUAUACCUAGUACCCUGACACUUACCCUCCCCAAUCUUGUUCAUACUCACCCAAACAGCAACAGUAAAGCUUUUUAGUCCCAAGCAAGUUGGGGUAGACUAGAAUUGAAACCCAACAGAGACCAUAUGUCAAGGUUUAGGCACAUUGACAUUUGUUUUUCAUGCACUCCUAUUUAAGGCUAAAAUUUUGGGUAUAUUCCAUCUUUUUAAGUCUCCUUUUACUGUUUUUUUCCCAUAUCAACUUCGGCUUCCUCUUGCCUGUCUGUCUUCUCAUUACUAUCGUGCUUUAGGAUUCCACUAAUCCACUAUGAACUGGUGUGUAUGGACUAUGGAGAUCUCCUUUGGACAUCUCAACCGGUGUUGUAUGAGCUUUUCUUCAAUUGGGGAUAGGUGCCCAAAGCCACUGGAUAAUUAUCAAGCAACAGGGGAGAGGUGCUUGGAGUUAGAGUGUUCCUUGCAUGAUCCGUUACUAGGGGGUAUACCCAUGUGAAACCUAUUUCGGAUGGCUAAACAAUUUUCUACCAUUACCAACAGGUAUAAGAGUUAGGAUGGGCUCAACUAAUACCCAAGAGUUUCCACAAAGAUCUCAAAGCUACCUGAAAUUAAAAUAUUGGGUUAUCAAAGGUGUAUAUUUUUGUUCAAACUCAACUAGCUAGGUCUGUUUUCUGUUGAUUUUGAUUUGCUUUCUGUUUUUCUAUGUUAACCUCGUCACUUUUCUG